AUGGCAGAAGGAGGAGAAGGAUCAUCCCAAGGUUUGGAAGUUGAGGCUACUCUAGAUAUGGCUCAGAUGUUUCAAGCUAUGGCUAGGCAAUUCGUCACAGCCAUAACUGAUCUUAGAAGAGAAGCACCCCGUGAGGAUGAGCGCGGCUGCCCAUUCAAACGCUUCGAGGGACUCCCCAUUCCUCCGUUCAAUGGGAAACGAGAUCCUAUGGAGUGCGAAAAUUGGCUAACCGAUGUGGAAGAAAUUUUGCGACUUGCAGGUUGUACAGAAGAACAGAAAGUACAAUACAUUGAUUUUCGACUGUCAGGUGAAGCCAGGCACUGGUGGACCACCAAGAAGGUAUUACUGAUUCAAGAACUAAGCAGGGAGGAAGCAAUCUCUUGGCUGCGAUUUCAGAAAGAAUUUCUCCAACAAUAUUUUCCCAAGAUUCUCAGGGACGUGAAGGCUCGAGAAUUCAUGGACCUCACCCAGGGAAAUAUGACAGUCGCCCAGUAUGCUGGCCGCUUCAAUGAAUUGGCUCGCUUUGCUUCCUACCUGGUGGCGGAUGAACAAAAUCGAGUAAGGAAGUUUGAACAGGGCCUCAACCCACGAAUCCAUGAACGUGUUGUAUGCUUUGCAAUUCAAGAUUUUGUGGAAUUAGUCAACAAGGCCUCUUUAGCUGAGGAGAGCGUGAGGAGGAGUGCUUUGGCAAUGGCGGAAACACGAAAGAGGGCUGCACCCCGACCAAAUCAAAACCAAGCUGGACGGAAAUGA
This is a messenger RNA of Corylus avellana, 753 nucleotides long. The record is from RefSeq and is a predicted model, not a curated record. Lineage: Eukaryota; Viridiplantae; Streptophyta; Magnoliopsida; Fagales; Betulaceae.